AUGCCCCGCAAUACUUCAUUCGCGUCUCCAGGGCGUCUGUCGCCAUUUGCCAGGCAUGUAGGCGUUCACCUCGACCAUGACACAGUCCAGGGCCCGCUGUCCUUUUUCAACCCAACGCGAGCGCGCUUCCAUCUAGACGAUCAGGCGCAGCUUCAUCCUGAGUUGAUCGAUGACAAGCUUCCGCAUGCACACGCAACACAAAUUGCGUUGCCCGCGUUCCUCAAUUGGCGAUCUCGAGACAAUCGCAAAGGAAGACACCCCCUUGGAGUGGACGCUUCCUACCCAGAGUCCACAGCAAGCUUCCGCGCCGUCGGCCGUGGCCUGUUGCGCAUGUGCACUGAAUAUCCGUACUGGGACAUUUCGUACCUGAUCGCCGUGUUUUUCACCAUCGGAUCCUUGCUUUUCGUCGUCAGUGGCCUGUUCUACUGGCUGCCGCUCGUAGCUCCCAGCUCUCAGUUUUCCACAGAGGCCACGGCCGGCGAUGCACUCUCAUUUGUCGGAGCCACUCUCUUCCAGGUUGGAGCUGUGCUUCUCGUCUUUGAAGCGUGCAACGAGAACCAAACGGGGUGUUUUGGAUGGGCCCUCCACCAGGUCCUCUCAGAAGAGGAUAGAAGGGUGUUGGCCAAGGUUGACGUGCAUAGCUGCAAGCACCACCACCAGGAUAUGCUCCAGGCGGAUUCAACGAAACAGAGGCAAAAGCAGCAGCUUCAGACAGACCGCAAAUGGACCUGGUGUCCAUCCUGGUUCGAGCUGAGGACACAUUAUUUCCACGAGAUUGGAUUUGUGGCCUCUGUUGCAAUGUCUGUCGGUGCCACCAUCUUCUACGUCUGCGGCAUCUGCACACUCCCGCCGAUAUAUAACAACAUGAGCAAGGGUGCUCUCGAGGGCGUGUACUAUCUGACCUAUCUUGUUGGCGGGGUCUUCUUUGUCAUUUCCUCGGUCUUGUAUGUGCUCGAGACCCAGCCGACUUGGUAUACCCCGUCGCCGCAUCUGCUGGGAUGGCAUAUUGGGGUGUGGAACCUGAUCGGCUCCGUGGGCUGGACCCUGGCGGCUUCGUUUGGUUACUGCAGCUCUAGCUGGUGCAGCUAUCAGAGCUACUUGACCCUGUUCUGGGCUUCGGUCGCGUUUUCGAUUGGCAGCAUUCUAUUAUGGUACGAGGCGCUCCUGAAGUAUCCCGUUGAGAAGACAAGGUAG
This is a messenger RNA of Talaromyces rugulosus, 1194 nucleotides long. RefSeq lists its product as uncharacterized. The record is from RefSeq and is a predicted model, not a curated record. Bases 1 to 1194 code for a protein of 397 amino acids. The transcript has a single exon. Lineage: Eukaryota; Fungi; Ascomycota; Eurotiomycetes; Eurotiales; Trichocomaceae.